GCGAUCACGCUGCGUUCUUGGCCCCGCCUCCUCGCACAGCCUCCGGGGAGAGACGUGCAGGAGGAGGAGGGGCCGGGUCCCAGGAAGAUAACCCACGUCACACAUUGGCUCCUCCUCCUGCAGCCCUCGUGCUCCCGACCAGUUCUUCUGUGAUCACCAGAUGUGACCGCUCAGUGAGAAAGAGAUGAACUCCUCCUGCCUUCCUCCCAUCACUGCGGAGUCGUCGGUCCCUUGCUUGCUGCUGGCCGGUCUUCAAUCUAGUAAGGCAGUCAUGGAGCCUUCACAACCUAUGGAUAUGUACGUAUGCAGACACCUGUGUGAGCAGCUGCUCAUCCUCUUCCAGGACCAUGAGUGUGACCAAUGUGAGGCCACAGACAACGUCGUCCAGUACAGCGCGCUACCCUUGUGUCACGGCGUGGAUGUCAUACUCAGCCACAUGAAGUACUGCCGAGCUGGGAUGUCCUGCAAUAUUCCCGGUUGUCCAUCUGCGAGAGUAAUCGUGUCGCAUUGGAAGAUCUGCAGAGAGAACGAGUGCCCUGUGGCUUUCUACCUAAGCGGAGAUUGCAAGAGUAAGGUCCAGUUGCAAUUACAAGCAGAGUUGAAAUCCUUCUCGUCUCUUAAAAACACCUGCCAUCACCUCUACGACCGGCUGAGCCUCCUGUUCCGCGAACACAAAUGUGAGAUGUGUGCAAAGACGCACGACAAGGAUCUCCGAAAUUUACCGCUGUGCCUCAGCGUGGACGCCACGCUCAGCCACAUGAAGUACUGCAGAGCCGGCAUGUCCUGCCAAGUUCCGGGAUGUGCGACCUCUCGAGGAAUCGUUACACAUGGGAAGGUUUGCAGGGAGAAGGAUUGCCGGGUGGUCUGGAGCCUAAGUAAAGAUCGCAAGCAAAAUCCUCAGAAAGCCACGAAGCCGGCCCUCAUGCACCUUCAUAAAACGACAGCUCAUAAAUCCCGCCAGAUGCUGUUUCGGAUGUCUCACGGCUGGAGCUGCAUGCGUCGUCAGGGGUCCAGCGGGAUGUUUUCUGACUGUGACCUUCCUCAUUGCCGGUCAAUGCAGACUUUGCUCAAACACACCGAGUCCUGCGCGGACAUAGCUCGUUGCAAGUAUCCCCUGUGUACCUUCUCCAGAAUUCUGUUCAUGCACUACAUGAUCUGCCACCGCCAUUACUGCAAUCUCUGCUGGCCAGUGAGGAGCGUGAUAAAGCGGCUCUGUGGGGCUAAAGACCCCUUCACUGGCCGUACAUCUGACAAGUUCUGGGAGGGAAGACCCUUUUUCACCCCGGCCGCCUUGAAUGAUACGAGAGAAUCAUGGCUACUGCAGAUCUACAGCUGGCUCCUGACCAAAGACCAGCCACGGAUCGGUCCACCUCUGUUCCAGAGAAGAAACCCGCAAAAGAGGAAACUCCUUUCCCGAAGGUGGAAGAAGAAACCCCGAAUCGCGUGCAACUGGAUGAGAAAGCGUUCAAAUAGAUGGAGACACCAUAAAGCCCCGCGUCUUCAGCUCCGGACUGGAGGGGUAGGCCCCUCCGCAGUCCCCUUCCCUCUGUAAGAAAUAAUAUUUCGCGCCUGGACGAGAUAAUACGUUGCUUAGGAUGGAGUUUCACAUUAUUAUUUUCUUUUGCAUUAUUUUCUUGCUCUUUCUUUGGAUUUUUACUUCCAAUCCUGUGAACUAAUAAAACCGUUAUUCAGCGCUGGUCUGCCUCAGUGAUCCGCAUCCGUCGCUCCGUUCCGUGGUCCCGCAAAAAAGUAUGAGUCCUGUCCUAUUCUUGUCCAUUUUGCGGACAAGAAUAGGCAUUUCUAUAAUGGGCCUCCUGUUCCGUUCCGCAAAUUGCGGA
Bufo bufo (common toad) is the source of this 1838-nucleotide messenger RNA. RefSeq lists its product as uncharacterized. Gene Ontology annotation, cellular component: histone acetyltransferase complex; transcription regulator complex. Gene Ontology annotation, biological process: positive regulation of transcription by RNA polymerase II. The transcript has 10 exons. NCBI's taxonomy places the organism in Eukaryota, Metazoa, Chordata, Amphibia, Anura, Bufonidae. The record is from RefSeq and is a predicted model, not a curated record. The coding region runs from base 185 to 1552 and encodes 455 amino acids. Gene Ontology annotation, molecular function: histone acetyltransferase activity; transcription coactivator activity; chromatin DNA binding.